AUGUGGAACCGAGCCGAUAUUGCUAGGGCUGAGAUCUUUACUAAAGACCAAAAGUGGAAGGUAUGGGUGUAAUCGUGCAAAUUUAUAUUGUUGUUGCAUUACAUUUUUGUACUUGACCAGGGGAGGGCCAAGUAAUCACACCUGAUAGGAAACCGAGAAGAACAGUAGGAGGCUUAGAUACAAAUGUAAGCUCGGUAUGAAAAUUCUUGUCUUAGCGGAGCUCCACGGCGGAGCCCCAUUAAGCUAAGGAAAUGUGGUAAUCUAAUCUGAGAACAUUUGGUAAUCACGUGACCGUACACCGAGCGAGCGAGCGAGCGAGCGAGCGACCGUCCGUCCGCACCACAGGCAUACCAAUGUAAAAUAACUCAAUCAACAGGUAUGGCAACCCACAUGCAACUCAAGGUUUUAUUUUGAACGAAAUCACAUGGCCGCCCGGACUUUUAGAAAGAAAAAACAACAACAAAGUCGUGUCUUUUUCGGCGUUAUUUUUUAUGUUUACACUAACGUGUAUAACAGAGAAAGAGCUAGAGCGAGUUAUUGAAAACAAGGGAGACGAAUUUCGUAGGGAGAAAAACAUGGAAAUUCAAAGCGGCGGUGAGAAAAUGAGAAAUGCUAGCGACCAGCAAGGUGAAAAUGAGCCGCAGUGAAAAAUAAAAGCGAACAUGAACACAGGAAACAAAAUAUUGGGUAAACACAUACGACAAUUUCUAAUAAUAAUAAUAAUAAUAAUGUGUAACUAGGAAGUUUGACGUUUUAGUCGUACAAAACAGCGUUGUAGUGGUGCAAAACAACGGCAAGGGAAAGACAAAAAAGUAUGCUGCACGUACAAUUUGUUCUUUUUGCUAAUUAGAUCUGUUAGUUUUGAAGCCGUUUUCAUUGUCGUCUCCGUUUAACAUUACACGAUUUAAUUUUUUUUGUUUAUAAGUAUUAUUAACCAGAGCUUCGCUUUUAGCCCUGGCUAAAUCUAUAUAUUAUGAAAUAAAAAUAUAAAUAAUAUAAUUUUAUAUUAAGACAGUUAAGUUAACAGGGCGGCUGGGAAAAAUUAGCGCGGUAAUAUACUUCCUCCUAUGUUGAUAGCUCAACCGAAAAAAGCAUAUAUACAAAAUUAUUUCGCUCCUUCGAGAGCAAAAUUUCGCAAAUGCGAGAUACUCUCUGUGACGUCUCCAAUAGUGGCGUGUUAUUUAUGUUUAAAACUGAAAGCUCGUAGGCUUGGUCUCUCCACUCCUCCACUGUUGUUAGAAAAAGGUUUUAGUUACUGAUUUACAUAUAAUGGCACUCGACAGGUUUGUUUUGCCAAUAUUUGCUCCGAUAGCCGGACAAAUUGUUAAAUGCUAAAGAUCCAUCUUCAGACUAAUUCACUAAAAUGGAAGCCCACUCUUUCAGCAUGUGGAAGACAAAUGACGUCCAGUUUUGAUGGAACAUAUAGUUAAAUCAUAUCGAUCCCUUAGUUAAAUUAAGGUUGCAUUCUAGGUCAUCUUGAUCAUUUGUUUUGUGCUGGCUUAUCCAACAGAUGGAGACCUUGGAAGAUAAGAUGAAGGACGCUUUAAUCAACAAUCGUGUGGAAUUUGUAGAGCUUCUUUUAGAAAAAGGUGUCAGUAUGAGGACGUUCCUGAAUACAGAUCGGUUAAAUAACCUUUUC
Messenger RNA from Porites evermanni, 1639 nucleotides. NCBI's taxonomy places the organism in Eukaryota, Metazoa, Cnidaria, Anthozoa, Scleractinia, Poritidae. The record is from the annotation of a GenBank genome assembly.